CUUAAUCGUGAACAGUUCUUUGCAUUAAUAAUAACAGGUUUAUUUUUGUGUUCAUUUAACAACAAUGAAUCGCUUCUUAAAUUUGGUGUCUGUGGUUUUGUGUGUUGUGCCAUCGGUAAUUUACGCACAUCUUCAUUUCACCGGCCCAAAUGGUGGUUCAGUGGAUAUAGAUAUCAAUGGCUUAAAUAAUGUGAUUCAAACUUUAAUGAAUUCAGCGAUACAAAGAAUUCAAAAUCCAAACACGCCAGUGAAGCAACUUAAUUUGGGAUCAAUUCAAACAACGAUUAAAAUAACUAGAAAUGGUCACACAGAAAAACAUGUCGUAAACUCAUUAUGGCCCAAUUAUAAUGGUCAAUCAAGUAGUUCGGUGCCAUUUCAAAAGAUUGAUGAAGAUGAUUUUGAUACGGCAGGGAACUAUGGUUCUUCUAUUGAUGGCAAUGACAAUGAAAUUUCAUUCGAAAGAGACGACACUGCUUUAUGUACACGAUGUGAAGAUGAGACUUCAGUAUGUGAAAUAAUUGAUCAACCCCAAGAUGGAGGAAGUUCACUUUUACGAACUAGAAAUUGUAAAGAUGAUGCAAAUACUUUAUCAACCCUUACGAAACGAGUUCCGAAUAAAGAUGGGCUGAAGCAAAUUUCAAAACGUAUGAUUAAUAUUGACUAAGUAGUUUUUAACUACCCAAAUUUCAAUAUAAUUAUAUGUAUAGUUUAAAAUCUAUUGGACCAGACAGAGGAAUUUUUAACGUAAAAGAGUCCGCCGUAUGAGUUCAUUAUAAGUCCAUUAACUUCAGUUUGUUUUGAUUUGAGGCUAGACUCUUAUACUUGGAUUCGAUCAAAAAGUAUUUGCUUCUUGAUUUUAUACAUAAUUAUCUUUGUUUCUUGGAAGAUA
Molecule: messenger RNA, 889 nt
Organism: Chrysoperla carnea
Lineage: Eukaryota; Metazoa; Arthropoda; Insecta; Neuroptera; Chrysopidae
Exons: 5
Coding region: 65-664 (199 amino acids)
Source: RefSeq, a predicted model, not a curated record